UCAAUGAAAAACAAAACCAAUAAAAGCUAAAAAGCUUAAAGCUUAAAGAAAGUUGAUUGCAGAAAGCAAGAGCCUUUCUUCUCCUCUCUCUCCACCCAUUUUGUUCUAUUAUCACUAAAGCUGAAACUCAAAUAACCAUCUCCCACUUCUCACUAUUCCACCUUCACCACCUGUUUUUCUUUUCUUUUUCUUUUUUCCUCAUUAAUUCACAAUUCAUCCCAUGUUAGAAGAUAUCAACAUCACUGCUGCAGUUCCUUCUUCCUCUUCUGACCCUUUCACUUCUUCAGAAAAUGGUGCUCUUAACAAAAGAAAAAGAAAACCAGCAGGCACCCCAGGUACUCAAAAUUUCAAUCUUUUCAUGCUUUUAAGAAUCAAUUUCAGGUUUUUAUUUUUGUUUGUUUAUGUAGAUCCGGAUGCAGAGGUGGUUUCUUUAUCUCCAAAGACUUUGUUAGAAUCAGAUAGGUAUGUAUGUGAGAUCUGCAACCAAGGGUUUCAAAGAGACCAGAACCUUCAAAUGCAUAGGAGAAGGCACAAGGUCCCCUGGAAGUUACUGAAAAGAGAAACUCAAGAGGUGAAAAAGAGAGUUUUUGUAUGCCCAGAACCAAGUUGUUUGCACCACGACCCUUGUCACGCUUUAGGAGAUCUGGUAGGCAUCAAGAAACAUUUCAGAAGAAAACACAGCAACCACAAACAGUGGGUUUGUGAGAAGUGCAAUAAAGGAUAUGCCGUUCAAUCUGAUUACAAAGCUCAUCUCAAAACUUGUGGUACUAGAGGCCAUUCUUGUGAUUGUGGCCGUGUGUUUUCCAGAGUAGAGAGUUUCAUUGAACACCAAGAUGCUUGUACUAUGCGUAGAGUUCAGCCUGAGUUACAAGGUCUGCAGCCGGCUUGUUCUUCAAGAACCGCUUCGAGUACUAGCCCUUCAAGCGAUGCUAAUUUUAGCAUAGCACCGCCGUUGUCAGGUUUACCGAAGCAAAAACCUGAAGAGCCUGUGUUUUCAUUCUCCACAACUCGAAACAACCCAUCAACUUCUCAACAACAAGAACACAAUCUUGAACUUCAGCUUCAACCUUCAAUAUCAAACACUAAUAAUGCAGUACGGCAUUCAUGUGAAAACUAUGCAACCCAUUUGAAACUUUCUAUUGGGUCAAGUGAUAUUGGUGGUGGUGGCGAGAAGAAUAUUGAAGCGAUAAACAACUUGAAUUUGGAAAAGAAUAAAGGCAGUACUGAUCCAGCUACAUUGGAAGCGACAAGGUUAAAAGAGUUCGCCAACGAACAGCUGAAGUUGGCCAUGGCUGAAAAGGUGUUUGCCGAAGAAGCAAGACAACAAGCCAAGAGGCAGAUUGAGAUUGCUGAGAUUGAAUUUGCAAAUGCUAAAAGGAUUAGACAGCAAGCACAAAGUGAACUUGAAAAGGCUCAAGUUUUGAAAGAUCAAGCUACAAAAAAGAUUAGUGCUACAAUAAUGCAAAUUACUUGUCAAGCUUGCAAGCAACAGUUUCAAGCUUCAACAUCAGUGGCACCUCCAUGUGAUGAAACUUCACUUGCAAUGAGUUACAUGUCCUCGGCCACUACAGAAGGAGAGUGAUGGAGGAUUUUAUUCUCAACUAUAUAUGUUAAGAAAUACCCUCUUGUUUAAACAGGUCUCUCUCAAAUAUUUGCUUCUGUUUUUUGUUUAAUGAUUGUUCAUUAAUUAAUUUUCUCAUGUUAUAUUGAGUAGUUAGAUUAUAUAUAAAAAUUAAGUCUGACCAAUCAAUGUUAUGGAGUUGUAACCUGUUCUUCCAAUUGAGUCAAUAUAAAUUCAUUUGUUUUAUUUAAUGAGAAAUCAAUAUAGAAAAGAAAACCAUUAUUUCCUCGUUGAA
Messenger RNA from Pistacia vera, 1856 nucleotides. RefSeq names its product zinc finger protein SHOOT GRAVITROPISM 5. The transcript is spliced from 2 exons. Gene Ontology annotation, molecular function: DNA-binding transcription factor activity. Lineage: Eukaryota; Viridiplantae; Streptophyta; Magnoliopsida; Sapindales; Anacardiaceae. Gene Ontology annotation, cellular component: nucleus. The record is from RefSeq and is a predicted model, not a curated record. The coding region runs from base 221 to 1582 and encodes 453 amino acids.